Messenger RNA from Jaculus jaculus (lesser Egyptian jerboa), 1785 nucleotides. RefSeq names its product calponin 2 (gene Cnn2). The record is from RefSeq and is a predicted model, not a curated record. Lineage: Eukaryota; Metazoa; Chordata; Mammalia; Rodentia; Dipodidae. Gene Ontology annotation, molecular function: actin binding. The transcript is spliced from 7 exons. Gene Ontology annotation, biological process: actomyosin structure organization. The coding region runs from base 69 to 989 and encodes 306 amino acids.
CUGCCGAGCCCUGGUCCACCCUGCUCGGCGUCUCAGGACCCGUCCGUCCCGUCCAGUCCUGUCCCGUCAUGAGCUCCACGCAGUUCAACAAGGGGCCGUCGUACGGGCUCUCGGCCGAGGUCAAGAACCGGCUCCUGUCCAAAUACGACCCGCAGAAGGAAGCCGAGCUCCGCAGCUGGAUCGAGGGACUCACCGGCCUCUCCAUUGGUCCUGACUUCCAAAAGGGUCUGAAAGAUGGGGUUAUCUUAUGCACGCUCAUGAACAAGCUGCAGCCAGGCUCAGUCCCAAAGAUCAACCGCUCCAUGCAGAACUGGCACCAGCUAGAAAACCUCUCCAACUUCAUCAAGGCCAUGGUCAGCUAUGGCAUGAACCCUGUGGAUCUGUUCGAGGCCAACGACCUGUUUGAGAGUGGAAACAUGACGCAGGUGCAAGUGUCUCUCCUUGCCCUGGCUGGGAAGGCCAAGACAAAGGGGCUUCAGAGUGGUGUGGACAUCGGAGUCAAAUAUUCAGAAAAACAACAGCGGAACUUUGACGAUGCCACCAUGAAGGCCGGCCAGUGUGUCAUUGGACUGCAGAUGGGUACCAACAAGUGUGCCAGCCAGUCAGGCAUGACAGCCUACGGGACCCGGAGGCAUCUGUAUGACCCCAAGAACCACAUCCUACCACCCAUGGACCACCGCACCAUCAGCCUCCAGAUGGGCACCAACAAGUGUGCCAGCCAGGUGGGCAUGACAGCUCCAGGGACCCGGAGACACAUCUAUGAUACCAAGCUGGGGACAGACAAGUGUGACAACUCUUCCAUGUCCCUACAAAUGGGCUACACGCAGGGUGCCAACCAGAGUGGCCAGGUCUUUGGUCUGGGCCGCCAGAUCUAUGACCCCAAGUACUGUCCCCAAGGCCCGGCUGCUGAUGGGCCUCCAGCCAACAGCACCUGCCCAGGCGAGGCCCAAGACUUCCCAGCCUUCUAUCAGGAAGAGGCUGGUUACUGAGGCUCCCACAGCAGCUCCUGGAGGUGUUGGGUUUUUCUGUUUUUUUUUUUUUUUUUUUUUGAGACCUGGUCUCUCUCUAGCUGGCCUUGAACUGAAGCCUCCAUCCUCCUGCCUCAGCCUCCCCAAGGGUUGGAUGAUAGGCGUGAAGACACCAUGCAUGGCAUUUUUAAAAAGCAUGUUCAGUUCAGUGUUGCUUGAUAUAUGUUUAUGGGCAUUUAGGCAGCUCAGGCUGUUUUUUCUCCCCUGUGCCUUGCUUUCUUACCAGAAGUGAAACUCCAGAGACAAGAAGGUCCCCCUGGAAUCCCCAGGCUGUAGCUUCCCAGCAGGCUGUGGGAGCAAGCUUUGUGUCUGUGUGUGUACGCAUGCGCGGCCUUGACCCCCAGUAGUUUCCGGCUUCUUCAUCUCUUUCCCCAGCAGCUUGUGGUUUCUUAACCCAUGGAAGUUUUUAGCAGUUUGAAGAAAUAAAAAUAAGCUUUUUUUUUUUUAAAUGAGGUGGAGAUGGGGGCAGAAAGCACUGGGUGAUUGGCCAAGACUCAGGCAUUUGAGGAACUGUGUUUCCCUCAGCGGACAAACUUUGCCCCACCCUAUAGCUCUGAAGGGAACUGAGGUCCUAAUAGGACAAUGGAAUUGUGGGUGAGGGAAAGCCAGAUGUGUCUCCUGCCCCUUACUCUCUCCUAGGCCUCUGUUAUCCCGAGUGCUGCACACCACCCACCCAGGGCCCUGCACCAUUAGAUAAUGUGAAAUACUGAGUGUGGACCAAAGUAAUAAAAACCUUUCUGUGUUGAAGAAAAGGCGA